AUGAGUUUAGCAAAUAAUAAUGGCAAUUCUGAUGAUGCUAACAACAGUGGCAACAACAAUGAAAGAGAAAAUACUAAUACAGCUGGUGAUAGACCAAAUGUUCCCAUGAAUAUUACCAAUAACGUAGUGGUAGCUAUUAAUUAUGUAGUACAAGCGGAAGAUGAUGAUGUUGAAAACACCACUGAAAACAAUAAUAAUAACAAUAAUAAUGCUCAUGAGACUGGAGACAAUGCGAAUAAUAAUAACAAUCCUGCAAUAGUAAAUUUUGCUACACGUACGCCAAGAGCGGGUACUUUUUAUUUAAAUUUCACAGAUUUGCCACAAAAUACAUCACCAGAGGGAUUUAACGAUAUUAUGCAAAUGGCCGCACAGAUUGCUAUGAACAGAUUAACUAGAUCUUUUCGUAGAGUUUAUGGUUUGAAAAAAGAAGCUUUUGAAAAGCUACCCAUUAAAAAAUUAAGCGAUUUGAGAAAAGAAGAUCGACUGUGCAGUAUUUGCUAUGAAGAUUUAGAGGAGCACAAGGAGAAUUUGAAAAAAAGAAGUCAUUCGGAUGAAGAACAUGAUAAUAAGGGAAAUAAUAGUACCAAAAAAUAUAAAGUAGAUGAACAACAGGGAGAAGUGAGAGAAGAGCAUGUAGACGCAAGUGGGAAUGGAAAUGGGAACGCUAACGAACAUGCUAACGAACACCCUAACCAACACGCUAACCAACACGAAAAUGAAAAUUCAUUAGGAGUUACCAAUAGUAAUAAUGUUGGAACUGAAACCACUAAAAAACCUCCUGUUGAACCAGUAUAUGAUCAUUGUCCCACUGGUUUGCCUUGCGGCCACGUUUUUGGUAGGGAAUGUAUUUAUGAAUGGACUAAAGAACAUAAUUCAUGUCCUAUUUGUAGAUCCAAAAUUGUUGAACCCGAUAAUUUAAUCCGCUCUGAGGAUAAUAUCCGCGAAGAUGACAACAUGUCUUUUGAAACAGUUAGACAAUUAUUAUAUGGGCCUAAUCCUGCUAAUACCACUACAACUACCACUACUACUACAACCACCACCACUACAACCACAGCUCCUAACGGCAAUGAUAAUACUACCACCAAUAAUAGCCCUGAUGCCAAUGUUAAUGAAAACAGCAGUAAUACGACAGAACCACAGUCCAGAAAUACUCCUGUUCAGAGAAAUGAUAGCAACACAAAUAGGGUUAUGCCGAAUUUUUUGAUUUUACAUGCACCUCAACAACAACAUCAAUACCAUCCGUUAAGGAGAAGUAUUACUGCAUCAUCAUCAACUUUACCUUUAACAGGAUUGAGAACUAUUACUCUUCCAAGAAGAAAUCAUAAUGCUGCUACUGGCAUUACUGGUACUAAUAAUACUGCUAAUGUUGUGACUGCGGCUGCCAAUACCACUAGUACUAAUAAUGAUAGUGGCAAUAACACUAAUACUGGCAGUGGUAUGGACAUAGCUGCUUUAAAUCAGGCAAGAAAUUUUAUUACCAGAACUUUAGAUACCCUGUUUGGUGCUAACAAUCUUAGAAGUACGGGACAAUCCGACACCAACAAUAAUACUAACCUAGAGAAUAGCGAUGUAAGGAAUCGCAACACUAGCAGCACUAGUGGUGUCAGUGAAAAUAAUGAAGAUAAUAAUGUCUCUAGCAACAAUAAUAGUACAAACAAUACUACUAUGAGUGAUACCACUGUUGCUCCUAGUAGUAAUAGUAAUAGUAAUAAUAAUAAUAAUAAUAAUAAUGACACUACCAAUAAUACCACUAGCCAUGCUAUUGCUACCAAUGAAGAUAACAUUAAUAAUGAUACCAGAACUACUACUACUACCACUACUACUACCAACACCAACAACACCAACAACAAUAAUAAUAAUAAUAAUAAUAAUGACAGUGCUGGUAAUAGUAAUACAAAUGGUAACAGAGAUGCGGUUUCUUCCUUAAGACAUGUAUUAGAAAAUGUAAGGAACAGAUUAAAUGUUGCAGAUCAAUUAUUUGGAAGCGGAUUAGCCAGCUACAGGACAGAAACUGGAAUCGAAACUGUGAACCUUAACACAAGUGAAUCAUUGAACAGUGCUACCAAUCGCACAUCUAAUGUUAGUAACGUUUCAUCAUCUGACAUUAGAUCUCCGUUGAUAAAUAGGAGAACAAAUACCAACUUAACUGAAAAUAAUGCACAUAAUGAUAACAGUUUUACUAGUACAAGUGAGUUGAAUAAAAUGAUUAAAGAAAGUAUAGCUAGAAAUAGGGCUAACAGGGCAGCUACCGAGUCUAAUACAGAUAUUGAUCAAAGUACUGGUAAUAGAGAUAGCACUGAAUCUUCCACCAAUAAUAGCACUAAUCAUAAUGAUGCUUAA
This is a messenger RNA of Saccharomycodes ludwigii, 2340 nucleotides long. RefSeq names its product ubiquitin-protein ligase SAN1 (gene SAN1). The transcript has a single exon. Gene Ontology annotation, cellular component: cytoplasm. Gene Ontology annotation, molecular function: ubiquitin protein ligase activity. Lineage: Eukaryota; Fungi; Ascomycota; Saccharomycetes; Saccharomycodales; Saccharomycodaceae. The record is from RefSeq and is a predicted model, not a curated record. The coding region runs from base 1 to 2340 and encodes 779 amino acids. Gene Ontology annotation, biological process: ubiquitin-dependent protein catabolic process.